Molecule: messenger RNA, 1539 nt
Organism: Andrographis paniculata
Lineage: Eukaryota; Viridiplantae; Streptophyta; Magnoliopsida; Lamiales; Acanthaceae
Exons: 11
Coding region: 173-1423 (416 amino acids)
Source: RefSeq, a predicted model, not a curated record
CAGUGGCCUUUUUAUUGCCAAGUUCAAAAAAAUAGCCAUCUGACGUUCAACUCUGGCCAUAGAGACUUUCUUAGCGGGAAGAAUUGCUGUGCAAAGGUUUAUAUACUGAGUUGGUUAAAGCCAAAGAUCUAUUGCUCUUCUUCAGAUCAGCGCUUCCCUUCCCAACGCAACAAUGGCGGCAUUCAGACACUUGAUGCUUUCUCAAACUGGUUGCCGCCGCCGCUUGUCCCCGUCGCCACCGCACCUCCUUUCUCUUCUCCGCCGCCGCUUCUCCAACGAACCGGCGCAACCGCUUCCCAAUCCCGAGCCCAGCGACGAUGCUCGGAAAUCAACACCUAUCCAGCCCGUUUCGUAUCCAGUUAAGCCUAAACCUCCAGUCGCCGAGGAAAUUCACGAGGAAUCUCCUCCUGAAAGGGCGGCGUCGUCGGCUGUUCCCCCGGAAGCUCGAUCGUGGACCCGAGAUGAAAUGCGGUACAUGAAGGACGCCCCUUCGAUUUCGCCGGUUUCAUACGCCGCGCGGACUGCGCCGCUGCCCGAGGCACCAGUGCCGGCGUCGGAAAAGGAGGAGGAGAAGGGCGAUGGGAAUGCGGAGCUGGAGAGGGAGAGGAGGAAUAUUGACGAGUACAGGCGGCGGGUAGUGCACAGAUUUGCAGAUGAGGAGGAAGAUAGGGCUUUGCCGUUUCCCAAGCUGAUUAAGGUGGAGAAUAACGAUGAAAGCAGUAAGAAAAAAAGUAAGGCUAUAUACGAUCUCAAGGAGGCUAUUAAGCUCGUCAAGGGUAAUUCCAGAAUAACCUUCGAUGAAACUUUCGAAGCUCAUGUUAAAAUGACCCCGGAAUUGCGAAGAACUGAUCUGAAACUUAAUAGUUUUGUGCGCCUUCCUCAUGGUUUUGGUAAGACAUAUCGGGUGGCUGUCUUUGCGGAAGGAGCUGCUGCAGAUGAGGCCACAGAAGCUGGGGCCGAUAUUGUUGGCGGCCCUGAGCUGGUGGAGAAUAUCCGAACAGGUCAAGUCAAAGUAGAUUUUGACAAGUGUAUUGCUACUCCAUCCAUGAUGGAGCAUGUGAAAAAGUUAUCAAGAAAUCUUAAACAAUUAAUGCCAGACACCAAGAAAGGUACUUUGACCAAUAAUAUAUCUCGGGCUGUCAAAGAAGCAAAAGAGCAGAGUGUUCAAUUCAAGAAAGACAAAACUGCGAUUGUACAUGUAGGAUUGGGGAAGCUUAGUUUUUCCGAGGAUGCUUUAAGGGAAAAUGUUGGUGCUUUUGUAAAUGCUCUUUUGCUUGCAAAGCCAGCUGGUUUGAAAAAAAGUUCCAAGUUUGCUGGGUAUAUCGAUUCCUUCCAUAUCUGCAGUACGAUGGGAAGUUCCUUCCGCGUAUCUAUACAAUCCCUGUCGAUGGCUGCCGAUCGCAUCAACAGAUUGCAGCAAUGAUCAAAUUUUGCUGAUUCAUUCUUAUCUUCAUCGUCAUAAUCAUAGUAUGUUUUGUUGUACCCAAAUCCUAUCUUUUCUUUGAUUUGUUUUUAAUGCUGAGCUUACUUUGCUUUUCA